Molecule: messenger RNA, 4604 nt
Organism: Procambarus clarkii (red swamp crayfish)
Lineage: Eukaryota; Metazoa; Arthropoda; Malacostraca; Decapoda; Cambaridae
Source: RefSeq, a predicted model, not a curated record
AUGUGUGUAGAGGAGGCGGCAGUUGUUGAUGGUGGAGUUGUUGUGUCAACAGCGAGGUGGCCGGGGCUCUUGUGUAUCACCUCCAGCUGGCCUCCUCCGCCUCUCCUCACUCUCAUCUCCUCCUCCACCACACUACAAGGCACACCCCACACACCCGCGACACAAGAAGCAACAAUGUCUGAAGAUAAAGCUCGGGAAAUGCUGGUCCAACGUGGGCUGGGGGCUGUUUUGGCCAACAUGGGUGCUGGGAAAAUUGGGCCGGGAGCUGGUAAACCUCCCGAGAAGAAGCCUCCUGCUACUCCUCCAAAAGUGGAUACCCCCAAGCCAAACCCAGAAGUAGAUGAGGAACCCGAGGAAAAAUCACCUGAAGAGUUCGCAGAAUGGGAUGACUCUAAGGAAGAGAAUACCUCUGAUGUCAACAACAAAAAUACAAACAGUCAAAGGAAGGACAGCAAUGACAUAAAAGAAGUUGAGAAUGAGAAAGUUGCAGCCAUCCCUGAGAACAUUGGAGCCAUCCAUCGUGGUGUGGGAGCUGUUUUGGCCACUAUGAGUAGCAGGAACCUUGGAGGCAACAGACCUGGUGAUGAUAGAAACUUUGGCGGCAACAGACCUGGUGAUAGAAACCAUGGAAGCAACAGACCUGGUGAUAGAAACCAUGGAGGCAACAGAUCUGGUGGUGAUAUGAAUUCAUCUAAUAAAGGUGAGAAUGAGAAAGUUGCAGCCAUCCCUGAGAACAUUGGAGCCAUUCAUCGUGGUGUGGGAGCUGCUUUGGCCAGCAUGAAUAGCAGGAAUUUUGGAGGCAACAGACCUGGUGAUGAUAGAAAUUUUGGAGGCAACAGAUCUGGUGAUGAUAGGAACCUUGGUGGCAACAGAUCUGGUGAUGAUAGGAACCUUGGUGGCAACAGAUCUGGUGAUGAUAGGAACCUUGGUGGCAACAGAUCUGGUGAUAGAAACCACGGAGGCAACAGAUCUAGUGAUAGAAACCUUGGAGGCAACAGAUCCGGUGGUGAUAUGAAUUCAUCUAAUAAAGGCAAUAUGCCUCAGAGACAGCAACAAAGAAAUCAGGGCUUUAACAUGAAUUCGUCAAGAGAAUUUGCUGGAUGGGAUAUGCACUCUGGGUCAGGAGCCAACUCGGAACCUGUGAGUGGACGCUCUUCAAACAACCAAAGGAUGGGCAAUUACAAUAAAGGGGAAUUUAACGUAAAUAGAGGGCAGCUACGAAAAACUUUCGGAUUUCAAGAGACCUCACUGUUGGGAGAAUAUCCAGGUCCAGGAAGUUCCGGUCCAAGAGGGGGCUACAAUCCAGAUCCAUUGAAUUCGCACCAGGCGCACGAGGACAGUGGAGACAGAGGCGGUGGAUACAAGCGCGAUGCACCUCAAGACCAUCCCGAGGACAACAAGAAACAGAAGCAAGAUGAUGAUGAUUAUGGCUAUAGUGACAAGAAUAUGUGGAAUGACAAUAUGGAUUGUGAAGAUGAUGAUGAGGAUAAUGACCGUAUUGACGAUGAAAAUAAAAAAUUGGCUGAAGAGUAUGGUGGUAAUUUCAUCACAGUAAGACCCAUUAAAGACCAGCCAGGGAAGUUGGGAUACUAUUGUGAGCUGUGCUAUGCAGAAAUGAAUGCGAAGAAAUCCCUGGAGCUGCACUGUGGUGGUAUGAAACAUUUAAAGAAAAAGAACCUCUGGGAGAAGAUGAAGGAUAAAACUUUUGGUGGAUUAGAUGAUGGAAAUAAAUCUGGCAUGGACUCUGGUGCAUCAGGCCAACCUGGCCCACCUGGCACGUCCAGCAGUGAUUCUUUACGCCGCUCUCCUGCCCGGCACAUACCCUCAAGAUCGUACAGAGAUGAUAAUACAAGGGACCAUCUGGACCACGACAUGUCUGCACGUGAUGGCAGGAUGGGUCAACAUGAACAAAAAGGAUACGGCUGGAGAGACAGUGUGUCAAGGAAUGACAUGCCUUCCAACACAUUUUCGUACGACUUCUCCAAACCACCUCCGGUAUCGAAACCACCUCCGGUAUCUAAGCCACCUCCAGUAUCUAAACCCCCUCCAGUAUCAAUACCAACUCAAGAAAAGGUAUCCGGGAAGUCAACAGCACCACUCCUAAAGAAGCUGGCUGAGAAUGCAGUGAAAGAUGAGGAUGAUGCGAAGGUUGCAACAGAGGCCGUUACUCUUCUCUUGAAGACUCUGAAAGAGUUCCACGAGAAAAAGGAUAAUACUAACACCGUGCAUCUGAUUUCAGAAGCUCAGAUUAAAUUCAACAUUGUAUUGGAACUGGAGAAAGCAGCACAGAUAGAAAGAGCCAAUGCUGCUAGUAAGGUUCAAGAACAGACUGAACCUGAACCAGCCCAGACUAACAUAGUAGACAAUAAUGUGCAGAAUGAUCAAAAGCCAGCACAGAGUUUUGACUCCGUAGGACAGAGUUUCAAUUCUCCACCACCAAACUACAAACCUGCAUCGCAAAGUUUCAAAGCGACAUCACAAACUUAUAAUGCUACACAACAAAAUUUCAGCUCUACAGCACAGAAUUAUAACCCUGCAGCACAGAGUUAUAACUCUGCAGCACAGAGUUACAACCCUGCAGGUCAAAGUUACAGCCCUGCAGCCCAGGCAUUCACUCCAGCAGUGCAGGGUUUCAACUCUACAGCACAGAGCUUCAAUCCUGCUGCACAGGGCUUUAACUCUGCAACCAAUUAUAAUGCUGCAGCACAGAGCUAUACUUCUGCUGCACAAGGUUAUGGAUCCCCAGCUCAGAAUUACAAUGCAGUGCAGGGUUACGGCGCUGCUGGAUCAGCUUAUAAUCCCGCAUUACACAGCUUCAAUCCCGCAGCUGGUUUCUAUGGUUUCCCACCGUUUUGCUCUUACACGCCUCUACAGGGAAGUGGACACUCGCUCUUCAGUGCACCGCCGCCACCACCGCCGCCGCCACCACCGGCAGCAGCGGCAGCAGCAGCAGCAGCUUCUACCACCUCUUCAUCGCCGACAUUUGGAUACACUCAGUAGCUUGACGAGGCUUGUAUAUAGCCAUCUUUAUAGUGUUGUACCUGCUGCUUUAGGGCAGUACAGUGACUGUUUACACUUCAAGUAUAUCUCACCUUUUCAAUGCUUUGUGGCUGUCUUGUGUAAAAAAAAAAUUCAUAAUGAUGAACAGGAUAACUCAGAUUUAAUUUGCUCAUAAUAACUUAGUUAUAAUUUUAGUUGAAAAUUAUGUGAUAGAAAUCUAAUUCUUGAAAUGCAGACAUGUUUGCAGUGAUUUUUAGCCCUGUAGUGUGUUUCUUCCUGCAAUGCACUUUGUAGUUAAAGAUAGAACUUUUACUUUUUAACAAGACCAGAAUUAAACAGCUAUGAAAUUAUUGGUUAUUGUACCAGUACACUUAAGCCAGCAUUUAUGUAUCAUCUCCAACACAUUGUUACUAUUGUACUAAAGGUCUGCAAUGUUAUCUGCAAAAGGAAAUGAAGUUUGAUUGUUAUAUCUGACAGUAUCCUUAAUUUUUAUUUUAUUGGAAAUGUCUUUUGUGUCAAUAUUGUGAGGGUUCUGAGGGGAGAAAAUAGUGGUGAUGAGCAGAUUAUUGUGGUAAAACAUGGCUCAAGUCACAAGCUAGUGCUAGAACAUCAGGACACUGUGUCUUAAAGUACUUUCUUUCAUACUGUUAUCAUGGUCUUUUAAAUGCUCAUAAACAAAUGUAGUCAGUGUUGCUACAAUUUCCCAUUAGAUAUUACUGAUGUAUGGUUCAAAUAUCUCUAAUGUUUGUAAUCUAGGGUAGUCUAAUUAGAAUAAAAUCUGUUGUUGUAAAGCAGUAGAGUUUAUCAAUUUUAAGCCAGUUUCAAGUUACUAAAUUAGUGAUGAAAUUUUAUCCUACACAAGUUCUUCCGUCACCAGAGGUUGUAAGGCCGUGGUCACAACACCGAACGUUUAGGCCCUUGAGCCUAAAUUCUAUCAUGCCUCUUGUCAUGUUUUUUAUUUCACUGUAGCAUAGCAUAGCCUUGGCUUUGGGCCGGGCUUGGGGAGGAGAAGAACUCCCAGAACCCCAUCAAGCAGGUACUGUAACAAAUAUUCCAUUGAAAGAUAUGAUUUCAGUAUGAUGGUAGAAGCCAAGUUGUUUAUGACCAAGAUGUGUAAAAUAUGUAAUUAAGAUACCCAUAAGAAAAUGUCGAGCAAACCGUUGUUUUUGACCGAUAGAUUGGUAAAGACACACAAGUUUCUUAGCUCUUAGUUCGACAUUGUUUAUCAAGAGUAUAACUUGAUCCAUACCCUCCAAUGUUUUGUGUUGCUACACUACCCUCCAAUGUUUUGUGUUGCUACACUACCCUCCCCAGUGUGGUGUUGCUACACUACCCUCCAAUGUUUUGUGUUGCUACACUACCCUCCCCAGUGUGGUGUUGCUACACUACCCUCCCCAGUGUGGUGUUGCUACACUACCCUCCCCAGUGUGGUGUUGCUACACUACCCUCCAAUGUUUUGUGUUGCUACACUACCCUCCAAUGUUUUGUGUUGCUACACUACCCUCCCCAGUGUGGUGUUGCCACACUACCCUCCCCAGUGUGGUGUUGCCACACUACCCUCCCCAGUGUGGUGUUGCCACACUACCCUCCCCAGUGUGGUGUUG